Acinonyx jubatus (cheetah) is the source of this 1675-nucleotide messenger RNA. RefSeq names its product Wnt family member 9B (gene WNT9B). The record is from RefSeq and is a predicted model, not a curated record. The coding region runs from base 51 to 1124 and encodes 357 amino acids. Gene Ontology annotation, cellular component: extracellular region. The transcript has 4 exons. Gene Ontology annotation, molecular function: frizzled binding; cytokine activity. Gene Ontology annotation, biological process: neuron differentiation; cell fate commitment; multicellular organism development. NCBI's taxonomy places the organism in Eukaryota, Metazoa, Chordata, Mammalia, Carnivora, Felidae.
AGCGCUGAGCGGCGCGAGGAGAUGCGACAGGGCGCCGCGCCGCCGGCACCAUGCGCCCCCCGCCCGCGCUGGCCCUGGCCGCGCUCUACCUGCUGGCGCUGCCCGCCGCCGCCGCCGCCUACUUCGGCCUGACUGGGCGGGAGGUCCUGACACCCUUCCCAGGGCUGGGCACCGCUGCGGCCCCAGCACAGAGCGGGGCCCACCUGAAGCCGUGUGACCUGCUGAAGCUGUCCCGCCGACAGAAACAGCUCUGCCGGAGGGAGCCCGGCCUGGCCGAGACCCUGCAGGACGCUGCUCACCUCAGCCUGCUCGAGUGCCAGUUUCAGUUCCGACAUGAGCGCUGGAAUUGCAGUCUGGAGGGGAGGACAGGCCUGCUCAAGAGAGGUUUCAAGGAGACGGCCUUCCUGUAUGCAAUGUCCUCCGCUGCCCUCACCCACACUCUGGCCCGGGCCUGCAGCGCCGGGCGCAUGGAGCGCUGCACCUGUGAUGAUUCUCCGGGCCUGGAGAGCCGGCAGGCCUGGCAGUGGGGCGUGUGCGGCGACAACCUCAAGUACAGCACCAAGUUCCUGAGCAACUUCCUGGGGCCCAAGAGAGGAAGCAAAGACCUGAGGGCACGGGCGGACGCUCACAACACCCACGUGGGCAUCAAGGCAGUGAAGAGUGGCCUCAGGACCACAUGUAAGUGCCACGGUGUGUCGGGCUCCUGUGCCGUGCGCACCUGCUGGAAGCAGCUCGCCCCGUUCCGCGAGACGGGCCAGGCGCUAAAACUGCGUUAUGACUCAGCUGUCAAGGUGUCCAGUGCCACCAACGAGGCCUUGGGCCGCCUGGAGCUGUGGGCGCCCGCCCGGCCAGGCAGCCCCACCAAGGGCCCGGCCCCGCGGCCCGGGGACCUGGUCUAUAUGGAAGACUCGCCCAGUUUCUGCCGGCCCAGCAAGUACUCGCCCGGCACGGCGGGCAGGGUGUGCUCCCGGGAGGCCAGCUGCAGCAGCCUGUGCUGCGGGCGGGGCUACGACACCCAGAGCCGCCUGGUGGCCUUCUCCUGCCACUGCCAGGUGCAGUGGUGCUGCUACGUGGAGUGCCAGCAGUGCGUGCAGGAGGAGCUCAUGUACACCUGCAAGCAUUAGGCCUGCGGCCCGGUGUGCCAGGGGGGCGCUGCCAGGACCCCGCGGUGCUCGGCCACGUGGAGGCCCCCCAGGCAGGCGCACGCGGCGUGCACCCCGAAGUCGGUGCCCGCGCGCGCGCACUCCUCUCCACUGGGCCCGGCAGCCCUUCCCUCCCCCGACACCCAGCAAAGAGAGGUUGCGGGGGGACUGGAACUGAGGGUCCCCAACCACGUUGGAGCAGGAGGGCAGAGUAGGAAAGGAUGCAGGGGGAAUAAGGGAGACCAAAGGAGGAAGGACUCAGGGUUUUUUGAGGGGGAACCACCUCGCUGUCUCAGUUCCUCGGAUGAGUGGCCUAGAGCCAGCCAGGCUGGGCCAGCAGGGCGCUGGGAGGCAGUGUCAGCAUGUGGCUUUGCUGGGCUAGAGGUGGGGGCGGGGCGGGGCAGGCCAGGUGGCAGGGGCUGUUUGGAGAAAGGAAGGCUUUCUGGGCCCAAGGGAGGCCAAGUCCGACACCUGCCCCGGAGCCCGGUGUACUUGAUUUGGCUUUUCAAAUAUGCACUGAGGCGUCGUUCUUG